Messenger RNA from Aspergillus luchuensis, 669 nucleotides. RefSeq lists its product as uncharacterized. NCBI's taxonomy places the organism in Eukaryota, Fungi, Ascomycota, Eurotiomycetes, Eurotiales, Aspergillaceae. The transcript is spliced from 4 exons. Bases 1 to 669 code for a protein of 222 amino acids. The record is from RefSeq and is a predicted model, not a curated record.
AUGGCUGCCCCCGCAGACAGCAACCUCAAGACCCUCAAUGGAGAGUGGACAAUGGACAAAACUCUCUCCAACCCUUCAGAGCCCAUUCUCGAGCUGCAAGGAAUGAGCUGGCUCAUGCGUAAAGCUCUCAGUGUCGCAACAGUCACUCUCUCCAUCAAUGAGUAUCCCGAUGCUGCAGAUCCGACUAUAUGGCACAUCGAUAUCGAUCAGACGGUCACUGGUGGCAUCAAAGGUACAACUGAGAGACGUAUCAGCGACAACAAGGUUCGAGAGCACGACGACCACAUCUUUGGCCAUCUCAAAGGUCAGUCGCGGUUCUUCCGGGGAUCUAAGGGCGAGGACGGAAAGGUGCGCCCUUAUACAGAAUUCGAGACCAAGAUCGACGAACCCCAGGUCUACAAAUUCCUUAGAGGGGAGAUUCUAGCCGACGGAAGUGCAUCCGAGGGCUUUGUUGUUGAGGAAAUCGGUGAAGAGUUUGGCGAGGGAGAGGGGCUCUGGUAUCUCAGCUUUGUGGAGAACGUGGACAGCGGCUGGACUGCCGAACAGGUUUGGGGUUUCGAGAUCAUUGACGGCAAGCGCUAUUACACUCGUCGUGUUGCUGUCGUCAAGGGCACAAAAUACAAGCUGGCCCGGCUGGUCUACAGCUUCGUAAAGCCACGGACUGAGUAG